AUGAGCGCUGCAUUUCGCGUGCCGCUGCGGGCCUUCGCCAAUCCCGCCACGGCCAUUCGACAAACAUCAACAAUCUCGAUCGCGAGCCCUGCGCUCUCUUUCAGCGCAACACGCUCGCUCCCCUCACUCUCGAGAUCGAUUGCUUCCAAGGUAUGGAGUCGUCAUACCGCUGAAGCACACCCGCAAACUACUUCGUUCACCCGGUGUUUUUCGACAAGAACUUCGCCUCUCGGGUCCGCGGGGGAGAAUGGGACUAAUAACGAGGGCGUGAAACCAAAGCCUGUCCAGUCGCAGAGCAGGAAACCGAUUGCGCUUUUGGUUGUUCUGGGUCUGCUUGCUGUUGGUGCAGCUGUAUACUCUGAGGAACUCAAGCAUGGAUAUGGCGCGGCGCGGAGAAGUGGUCGCGUGGUUGGUACACUGGCCGUUUGCAUUAAUGACUAUCGCGUGACUCUCAACAAAGAUACCUCAACCCCCGAAGAGCGAGACGAGUUGAUCCGCGCUUGCCACAAACGCUGCGCGGAGCGUACCUUGCGAGUCCUAGAAAAGAAUGGCUCGAUCUUCAUCAAACUGGGCCAACAUCUCAGUAGCAUGGGCUACUUGCUCCCCAUCGAAUGGACUACAACCUUUAUUCCGCUCCAGGACAAAUGUCCCGUGUCGUCGAUCGAGUCGAUCGAACGGAUGUUCGUUCAGGAUACCGGCCAAAAUAUUGAUGAGCUUUUCAGCUAUUUUGAUCCCGAGCCUACUGGUGCUGCUUCCUUAGCACAGGUUCACGUCGCUACGCUGAAGGAAACCGGUCAAAAGGUUGCAGUCAAGGUGCAGCACCCUGCUCUAGCUGAGUGGGUACCUCUGGAUCUAGCAUUGACCAGAUUUACGUUUUCUAUGCUGAAGCGUUUUUUCCCGGAAUAUGAUCUGGAAUGGCUCUCCCGGGAGAUGGACCUGUCUUUGCCAGUUGAGCUGGACUUCCGCAUGGAGGCUCAGAACGCUACUAUUGCCAGUGAUUACUUCAAGAAGCACUCCGAUGUCCCAUUAGUUAUCCCCGAAGUUAUGUGGUCUCAAGAGCGCAUUCUAGUCAUGGAAUUCAUCGCCGGACGACGCCCCGAUGACUUAGAAUUCCUUGACACGAACAACAUCGACCGCGACGAAGUCUCCGCCGCCUUCGCUCACAUCUUCAACGAGAUGAUCUUCGGCGAUGACGCCCCGCUACACUGCGACCCGCAUGGCGGCAACAUCGCCAUUCGCCUCAACCCUAACAGCCGCCACCCAAACUUCGAAAUCAUCCUCUACGACCAUGGCCUCUACCGUACCAUCGACCGGGACCUACGACGCAACUAUGCCAAGCUAUGGUUGGCAGUCAUUGAUGCUGACGUACCCCGCAUGCGCGAGUAUGCGUAUAAGGUCGCCGGCGUCACGGACGAGCAGUUCCCACUCUUCGCAAGCGCAAUCACGGGCCGUGACUAUAGCGUCCUGACAAAGAAGAAUGUUGCGUCUAUCCGUACAGCCGAUGAGAAGAAGGAGAUCUCCGGUGCUCUUGGCGAGGGUAUGUUACAGCAGUUGGUAGUGUUGCUGGGCCAGGUUCCUCGAAUUAUCCUGCUCAUCCUCAAGACGAAUGAUUUGAUCUCAGACGAGAAUCUGCAUACCCGCUCCGGGCCAAUGCGCACAUUUCUCAUUCUAGCCCGGUACGCCACUCGCACCGUCUUCGAGGAACAAAUGGAGACUAUUGGCGCUUCCGGCGGCGUGUUCUUGAAUUUUUUCCGCUAUCUUUCUGCUUGGGUCGGUUUCUUGCGGGUCGAAGUCAAGCUUUCUGUUUACGAGACCGUUCUCUCGAUGAAGAGCCGGUUCGGACUGCGAACUGGUUGA
This is a messenger RNA of Penicillium manginii, 1857 nucleotides long. Its product is annotated as ABC1 kinase family protein. The transcript has 4 exons. The record is from RefSeq and is a predicted model, not a curated record. Gene Ontology annotation, biological process: lipid homeostasis; mitochondrion organization. NCBI's taxonomy places the organism in Eukaryota, Fungi, Ascomycota, Eurotiomycetes, Eurotiales, Aspergillaceae. Gene Ontology annotation, cellular component: mitochondrial inner membrane. The coding region runs from base 1 to 1857 and encodes 618 amino acids.